Messenger RNA from Scleropages formosus (Asian bonytongue), 1035 nucleotides. RefSeq lists its product as uncharacterized. NCBI's taxonomy places the organism in Eukaryota, Metazoa, Chordata, Actinopteri, Osteoglossiformes, Osteoglossidae. The record is from RefSeq and is a predicted model, not a curated record. The transcript has 8 exons. The coding region runs from base 16 to 855 and encodes 279 amino acids.
CCUUACCUCUCCGAGAUGCUGAGAAUCAGCGGUCUUGAUUUCACCACUACAAUCACAACCACAAGCUCAUCCACAACCACAAUUGCAGCUACAACCACAACUCCACCCACAACCCUAUCUACUACAACGACUUCUCCAGUAGCAACAGGGUUUCCUAUCAGUAUUGGAUCAGUGCUCAUCUCCAUUCGUCUGGUGUUUGAAACCAUAUUGCCAGCACCCUCUGAAACCAACGUGCUCAGUGUGGCACACAAUCUGUUUAACUUCAAACUCAGAUCCUUGGACAAUCCACAGAUGGUGCAGAAUAUUACUUAUGAAAAGUUAUCCAACCACUCCUUUGCUCUCAAAUUUGUGUUUGCAAUCAACAACGUCAACAUCUCUCAGAAUAACCAGAUCAUGAAUUCCACUUACAUCCAGAUCCAGGACUCCAUCAAUACUUUGCUGAAUAAAAUACUGAACAAUGCAACAGCAAAUCCUUUUGUCUUUCCACCAGCAAACUUCACUCUUAUCACGAUGAGUAACCAGAUACAAGCUGAUGUAAUCUAUAUCUUCAAAGAAGGAGACAUCACUAACCCGACCCCCUUCCUUUCUGGAAUCCUGAUAGCCAGUGGUCUGAGUGUUACCACGACUACAACACCCAUCCUUCUGCUCACCACCCCCCUGGGCAACGUCACCACUGCAGGAAGUAGUGCAUGGAUCUUAGGCUUCAUUAUCCCAUGUGGUAUCAUUAUCAUUCUCCUGCCUUUCUGGAUUUUGCUCUGUUGCCUGCUGACCGGUGGCUGUGCUGCCAUUAGGAGGCGCUGGCAGAGAAGACGUACUUUCAACAUUCAGUACAGACUUCACAACCACCUCUUCUGAACAAAUAGAAGCUGCUUUGGGUGUGGUCAUCAGUCAUACCAUCUGCUCAUUAUGUUUUCUUCACAGUAUGAAAAUGUUUUCAAACUAUACAUUUAUACCAUUAUAUAUGUUUACUCAUAUGUUUUCUCAUUUAAGACUGAUUUUAUAAUACACACACACACACACACACACACACACACA